AGCAAUCGCUCUAUUCGCUAUUCAAAAUGGCGACCGUGUGGCGUUCACAGUGCGCGUUUGCACGUUUUUUUGUCGGAAAAACCGGGCGGAUCCUGAACAACGCUGCAGAUUUGGGUAUAAAACUUACACCGGAGUCAAUAUUGGUACCUACAACAAGGAAUUAUUCUAACUAUUCACAUUCACCAUUGGUCAAAAAAAUCAAAGAACAGUAUGAUUUUGAAAUAGACAAGAAUGCUCCUGAAUGGACAUAUGUAGAACGUCUGUUACCAUUUGAAACCAUUCCCCCAGUACAACCAAAAGAAAGUUAUCCAUCUGGUUGGAUUCCACCAAAAGAAGAAGCGAAAGAUCUACCUUAUUUUAUGCCGAGAACUAAAAAUCAUGAGUUGCCAAUAUAUCUGGUUAAUACCCACAAAGGACAACGAAAAGUAUCAAUGUUGAGAAAGAUAGAAGGUGACAUUUGGUUAAUGAACGAUUUAAUCAAAGAGCACUUACAAACAAAUUUCAACCGCUACGUAGAAACCAGAGUGCAUGAAUUAGGUAGAUUUAUUGAAGUAAAAGGAGAUUUUGUAAAUUCAUUACGAGAAUGGGCUUACUCUAAAGGUUUCUAAAUAACUAUAAAUGUAGAUUGUUAAAAAUAAAUUUUUAAUAGAGAA
Molecule: messenger RNA, 653 nt
Organism: Nymphalis io (European peacock)
Lineage: Eukaryota; Metazoa; Arthropoda; Insecta; Lepidoptera; Nymphalidae
Gene: mRpL49
Product: probable 39S ribosomal protein L49, mitochondrial
Exons: 2
Coding region: 27-608 (193 amino acids)
Biological process (GO): translation
Cellular component (GO): mitochondrial large ribosomal subunit; ribosome
Molecular function (GO): structural constituent of ribosome
Source: RefSeq, a predicted model, not a curated record